AUUUCUGAUUUCGACUCAGUUGCUUUUCGGCCGCGCCGCGGAGAGUUACGUGUUGUGGGUUUCGCGGGUUUCUUGGGCUGGUUGACAAGUGUAAUUUCACCUAUUGGGUUUUCGGCGGCAUUCGACAUGCACGCUGAAUCGCUACUGACCACCUCCCUCCUCCUGGUCGUUGUUUGCCUGCGACCGUCCUCGGCGGCUGUGAUCGGGCGUGCCGAGGAGGGGAAUAAGACAGCGUGGGAACUAACGGAAGCCCUGUAUGGCACUUCAGGGCUCCGGAGCUUCAAUGGCACCUGGAUAACAGACGAAGAGUUCUACUACACAGCCUCCGACAGAUCCAUCCACAAAUUCAAUGCAGCCACCAAGACGGACGUGAUCUUCCAAAACUCCUCGUUCCUGAACAACUAUGUGGGGGCCACCUUCUCACUCUCGCCCGAUAACACGAAGAUCCUGAUCCGGCACAACCUCACGGAGAAGUUCCGACACUCCUACAUAGCUCAGUACGAUGUCUUUGAUAUCGAGAGCAACACGACCGUCCAGAUCCACAAGGGCGAGAAGCUGCAGUACUGCGGAUGGUCGCCGCUGCGGGACCGACUGGCCUACGUCUACCUGAACAAUGUGUACAUCCACUUCAGCGAGGAGGAUGAGAUCAGCAUCACGGACGACGGCGUGGACGGAGUGGUGUACAACGGGGUGCCCGACUGGGUCUACGAAGAGGAGGUCCUGAGCAGUGGAAGCGCCCUGUGGUGGUCGGCGGACGGAACCAAGCUGGCGGUGGGCUUCUUCGACGACACCGAUGUGGAGACCUUCAACUACUUCCUGUACGGCGACGGGCAUACCGAGUUCUAUCAGUAUCCGCACGAGGAGCACCUCAAGUACCCCAAAUCGGGCUCCAAGAACCCGCUGGUGAGCCUGCGGGUUUACGACCUCACCGACAGCACUCCCACCAUGCAGCGCAUUGUGGCGCCAGUCGAGAUCGUGGGCAGCGAUCACAUCCUGCAGAACGUUGUCUGGUCGAAUGCGACGCACCUGCUCAUAACCUGGAUGAAUCGGCGCCAGAACCUCGCCUCGAUUCAGAGCUGCAGCCACGAGGGCGUGUGUGCGGAGGUGAAGAGGCUGGAGGAGCCCCGCGGCUGGGUGGACAUCAGCACGCCCAAGUGCCUCAGCACGGGCAAGAGCUGUAUCUUCGGCUACUACAUAGACAACUGGUACCAGGUGUGGAACCUAGACCUCGAGACGGGGCUCAACAGCUGGCAGUCGCGCGGUAACUUCACAGUCUUAAGCGUAUACGGCUAUGAUGAGGCCAGGGACAAGCUUUACUACCAGGCCACCCAGCCGGGAAAUCCCUCGGUGUACCAUGUGUUCAGCAAUGAUGAGUGCCUCAGCUGCGAUCAAAUCGAUGUAGACGGCGUAGCCUGUCGCUCGGCAUCGGCUACCUUCAGCAAGUCCUUCUCCUACUACACGCUCUCCUGCAACGGACCCAAUCCCAGUUAUACGAGGAUCUUCGAGGCCGGCACAAAAACGCUCCAGGUCGACUGGGAGCCCAAUACGGCGUACCGCAAGCAAAUAGAGCUGAAGUUGCGACCCAGCUACCGUUUCUUGAACGUAACCCUGGCCGAUGGUAGCAUUGGAGUGGCCAAGCUCGCCCUGCCGCCCAACUUCGAUGAGGCCAAGAAGUACCCGCUGAUCGUGGUGGUGUACCAGGGUCCCAACUCGGUGCGGGUGACAAACGGGUUCACCUUGGGCUACGAGGCCUUUGUCACGACUUCCCGGGAGACCAUCUACGCGUAUAUCGACGGCAGGGGAACGGGAAACAAGGGCAAGGAGCUGCUGUUCUCGGUGAACAAUGAUCUGGGCGAUCACGAGGUCGAGGACCAACUGUUCGUCACUCGUUGGAUGCAACAGAAUCUGGCCUUUGUGGAUGCUGAGCGUUGCGGCAUCUGGGGAUGGAGCUACGGGGGCUACAUGACGGCUAAGACCAUCGAGAAGGAUGACGAGCGGAUCUUUCAGUGCGGCGUUUCAGUGGCCCCAGUCACUUCCUGGCUGUACUACGACACCAUUUACACCGAGCGCUACAUGGGACUGCCCACCGAGGACGACAACUUGGCCAAAUACAACGAGAGCAGCGUUUUCCUGAACUUGGAGAACUUCAAAUCUCACGACUUCCUCUUGAUUCAUGGCUCCGGAGACGACAAUGUGCACUACCAGCACUCCCUGCUGCUGGCCAAGCUGCUGCAGCAAAAGGACAUUCAAUUCGAGGAGCAGACGUACACCGAUGAGAACCACGGAAUCGGAAAUGCACUGCCCCAUUUGUACCAUACCAUUGAUGCCUUCUGGAUCAACUGCCUUAGCCUAGAUGUCCAGGAAGACGCUGUGUAGUAGAGACAACUGGUGUCCUUCUAGUCAAAUAUAUGUAUUUGAAACGUUUUUACACUUUUGUAUUCAAAUUUUAUUAAAUGUUAAAUGUAUACAAAACGAAACAAGAACAUUUCUUAACGAGGCAGAAAAGCCUAGAAGGUAAUACAAAAAUAAAAAUAUUAUAUUGAAAA
Drosophila biarmipes is the source of this 2546-nucleotide messenger RNA. Its product is annotated as venom dipeptidyl peptidase 4. The record is from RefSeq and is a predicted model, not a curated record. Gene Ontology annotation, biological process: proteolysis. Gene Ontology annotation, molecular function: dipeptidyl-peptidase activity; serine-type peptidase activity. The transcript is spliced from 6 exons. NCBI's taxonomy places the organism in Eukaryota, Metazoa, Arthropoda, Insecta, Diptera, Drosophilidae. The coding region runs from base 127 to 2376 and encodes 749 amino acids.